Molecule: messenger RNA, 1111 nt
Organism: Durio zibethinus
Lineage: Eukaryota; Viridiplantae; Streptophyta; Magnoliopsida; Malvales; Malvaceae
Product: glycine-rich protein 2-like
Molecular function (GO): nucleic acid binding; zinc ion binding
Source: RefSeq, a predicted model, not a curated record
AUUUUUUAUUUUUACUGCGGCUCCCAUCAAAACAACUUGAUCCCUCCUCAUUCACAUGAUCACAUCUGUCCUCUCAGGACUCCGGACCCUUUCGUAACUUAAAAUAAUAUUCCCUCCAUCAUAUAAUCAGACGCUCCAUAUUCCACAUGAUCCAAAUCCCCAGCCGUCCGAUCCCCUCCUCUGAAACCCCGCCGUCGCCAUGAUCCCCCCAUCGAUAAGAUCCUCCCCUUAAUUUUAUUAAUUAAACUUUUAUUAUUAUUAUUAUAUUUCCAAUGCUGACGUGGCAGUCACACCAUUUGCGUUGUUCUGAUCUGCACUAUAAAAUUCCCACCUCGCUUUCGUUUCUGCGUCUUUCUUUGUUCUCUUCCUUCGUUCUUAGGCGGGGGGAUUUUGGUCAGGGUUUUUAGAUCUGGGCUUUGCAGAAAAGAUGGGCGAGAGUAGGAUGACUGGGAAGGUGAAAUGGUUCAGUGACCAAAAGGGGUUUGGCUUCAUAACCCCUGACGAGGGCGGCGAGGAUUUGUUUGUUCACCAGUCUUCGAUCCGUUCCGAGGGUUUUCGUAGCCUUGCUGAUGGUGAAGAGGUCGAGUUCGUUAUCGAGUCUUCUGAAGGUCGCACCAAGGCUGUUGAUGUUUCUGGCCCCAACGGUAACCCCGUUCGUGGCACCACCAGAUCCAGUCGCGGCGGCGGAGGUGGUUAUGGUGGUGGUGGGUCCGGGGGUUAUGGUGGCGGUGGUUACGGUGGUGGAGGAAGGAGAGGUGGGUAUGGUGGUGGCGGCGGCGGCUAUAGCGGAGGUGGCAGCGGCGGUUAUGGCGGAGGUGGCAGCGGCGGUGGAGGAUGUUUUAAGUGUGGAGAGAUGGGACAUAUGGCAAGGGAUUGCACACAGGGUGGCGGUGGUGGCGGAGGUAGAUAUGGUGGAGGCGGCGGUAGCGGCGGAAUGGCCUGCUACAACUGUGGAGGCGCUGGGCAUUUCGCCAGGGAUUGUCCAAAUAAUGGCCGUUGAGGUGGAGUGGGUGCAAUGUGUGUUUUUCACUUUUACCCUAACCGUUCCUUUCUUUUUCCCUUUCGGUACUAUUUCUGUCGGUUUCGUUUUAUCAGUAUGGUUGGCUGUUAU